AUGUCCGAGGAAAAAGGUACAGCUCCAAUGGAAGUCACUUCAACUUCCUCUGGCUCAAAAGAUUUGGAAAACCGCAUCGAAGAUGAUCAAGUACAUUUGGAAUUGAAACAUCAUACUAUUUCCGAAAUUGAAGCAAGUGGAGCAUGGUAUGACAAAACCAUUAAUAUAUUUGGCAAAAAACUACACUAUUCCAACGCCAUGGUUCAGAUUUGUAUGUGUGCUUUCGUUAUAUUCAUGACCCCGGGUAUGUACAAUGCCCUUACUGGUAUUGGUGCCUCCAUUUCCGACAAGCCAACUGCUGAUAAUGCCUCAGUGGCUUUGUAUUCGACAUUUGCCACUAUUGGGUUCUUUGGUGGUACUAUAUGUAACACUAUUGGUGUACGUGCAUCUUUGAUGCUUGGUGGUAUUGGGUAUGCUUUAUAUGCUGGUUCAUUAUUAUCCUUCAAUCACAAUGAAAACAAAGGAUUUGUCAUUUUUGCUGGUGCGUUUUUGGGUGUUUGUGCUGCUGUGCUUUGGUCAGCCCAAGGUUUGGUUGUCUUGAGUUAUGCUACUGAGCAAAAUAAAGGUAAAGCCAUUAUGAUUUUUUGGGUUAUUUUCAAUUUGGGUGCUGUUAUUGGAUCAAUUAUACCCUUGGCUGAUAACAUUGAAAAUAAAGGUUCAUCAGCCAAUGAUGGAACUUUUAUUGCCUUUAUUGUGUUAAUGUGUUGUGGGUCCUGUAUUGCAUUUUUCAUGUUGCCCAGUUCAAAAGUUUGGAAACUGGAUGGUACUAAAGUGGCCAGUGAUACUCACAAAUUCCCCAAUUGGAAAGAUGAAUUGAUGGACUUGUUCAAAUUGUUGAUACAUGAACCCAAGAUUCUCAUCAUGUUCCCCAUGUUUUUCGCAUCCAAUUGGUUCUACACUUAUCAAUUUAAUAAUGUUAAUCAUGGAAUGUUUAAUUUGAGAACCAGAUCUUUGAACUCGUUGCUUUAUUGGCUUGCGCAAAUGAUUGGUGCUAUAAUCUUGGGUUACAUUUUGGAUCUUAAACGAUUUUCACGUCCAACUAGAGCCAAAAUAGGCUGGACAAUCUUGUUUGUUCUUGGAUUAGCCAUUUGGGGUGGUGGUUUGAAAUUCCAAUUGGAGUUCACUAGAGAUGAAGUUGAAGCCGUUCCUCCCAAGAUCACUCCCAUGGAUUACACCGAGGGCCGUUAUAUUGGACCCAUGUUUCUUUACAUUUUUUACGGGGGAUACGAUGCCAUUUUCCAAACUUAUGUCUUGUGGACCUUAGGUGCGUUAUCAAAUAACCCCAAGAAAGUCGCCUUGUAUGCUGGGUUUUACAAGGGUAUUCAAUCAGCCGGUGCUGCUAUUGCUUGGAGAUUGGACGCUAUUGCUAUCCCAUAUAUGAACUUGUUUGCUUCGUCUUGGGCAUUGGUGCAAGGUUCGUUGGUGAUUGCUAUUCCACUCUUGUGGUUCAAGAUUACUGAUCAUACUGAUGCCAUGCAAGAUGGAUUGGAUAAUGUUGUUGGAUUAGAUGAAAUUGAAGCUGUAAAGUCAACUACUGAACAUAGAGAAUAA
Lodderomyces parapsilosis is the source of this 1551-nucleotide messenger RNA. RefSeq names its product Ngt1p (gene NGT1). The coding region runs from base 1 to 1551 and encodes 516 amino acids. The transcript has a single exon. Lineage: Eukaryota; Fungi; Ascomycota; Pichiomycetes; Serinales; Debaryomycetaceae. The record is from RefSeq and is a predicted model, not a curated record.